UUUCACUUAUGUUGCCAAGCACAAUUGGCCUUAUUUGUUAGGAAUUCUGUUCUGGCUUUCAAAUGUAUGUAAGUUUCUUGUAAAUUUUGACUUGAAGACAAUUUUUAGCGGUGGUGAAGAUGAAGGGUCAAACGAAAAUGCUGUCUUGGGUCCUUAUAUUUGUUCUGCUUACUUCAAAGGAUCUAUAGAUGAAGAGGAAGAAAAAGAAAUGUUUACAAAAAUUAUAAGAUCUCGGAGAGGAGAAAACUUAGAAGAUUUGAAACAGAAGUAUGAAGAGAAUAAAGCAGUGCUUGAGAAAUUGCAAGACAAAUAUAAUGCAGUUCAAGAUCUGAUCAGUGAAAAUAAGCAACUAGAUUCACAAAUUUUGGAUUAUGAAGAUUAUUUCUUGAAGAUGACGCAACAUAUGCAAAAUAGAGUUAUUGCACGAGAAAAAUUGAUGGACAAAUUGAAAAAACAAGAAUGUGAAUUGGAGAAAUUAAAGAAUGAAAUUUCUCAGAAGCUUGCAGUCUAUGAUGCUCAGGGCUUUGACGGAAGAAAGCAACAGCAGCAUUUUACUACCCUGAAACAGGAGCUGCAUGAGAAUUACGAACAAAAAGAACUAGUUUUUGAUGAACUGAAAAAUUCUUGCUGGGAAAAGGAGAUACAGUGUACAGAAACUAUAGAAAAGUUGUCUUCAGUUUGUAGUGACUUCAAUAAUUUGUAUACAAGUUCUGCUGAAUCAGCUGCAAAUAUGUUUGGUUCCAUAAAACAUUCAAGAAGUCCAAAACUGGAAAAAUUAUGGAAGAAUAUAUGA
Uloborus diversus is the source of this 793-nucleotide messenger RNA. RefSeq lists its product as uncharacterized. The coding region runs from base 209 to 793 and encodes 194 amino acids. NCBI's taxonomy places the organism in Eukaryota, Metazoa, Arthropoda, Arachnida, Araneae, Uloboridae. The record is from RefSeq and is a predicted model, not a curated record. The transcript is spliced from 8 exons.